Messenger RNA from Styela clava, 1906 nucleotides. RefSeq lists its product as uncharacterized. The record is from RefSeq and is a predicted model, not a curated record. Lineage: Eukaryota; Metazoa; Chordata; Ascidiacea; Stolidobranchia; Styelidae.
AACACGGCGCUACUAUUUCUACAACUAUUUCACCAAACCACAACAUCUAUUGGCAUAUUUGUAUGUAUUCGUGUUUUGCCUUGCUUUCAAUUUUCGAGGAAUACAAGCAUUUGUGCAUUGAUGAUUGGAAAUCGGACUACCGGAUGUGGUCAAAGAACGAUGGAAAGGAUAAGCAGCUUGUCGAUAUCGAGCACACCAAAUUAUUUUGUGAACUAUACGAAUUCAAGCACUACAGAUAGAGGAGAAUCGAAUUCUUUCACUUCGAUAUGGGAUAUAUGUUUCAUCUCAAGCAGCUUGAUGAUGUUUUGUAACGCGUGGAUUGCGGUUGCCUUCAUUUUAUACGCAAAAUCAUCAAAUAUUUUAGUUAAAAGGUCAAGAACCGAUAUGGACGGUGGAUUUAUAUUUAAAGUUGCAAUUGCAUCUGUAGUUUUGCCUUUGUCUAAAUUUGCCACUACGUUACUGAUACUAGUUGUCGGGCUAUAUCCUGAGAACCACACAGCUUGCAGUGUUAUUAUAUAUGUAAGCAACGUUCUGCUGGUAGCGUCAGUAUUGGCUGUUUAUCUAUUUCUGUGGAUCCGCCAACGAGCUUUUUACACCCAUCCAUCACUGGGAAGUAUUUUCAAUAGAUGCAUCGCAAGAUUCAGUAAAAUGAGUCUGCUAAUGAUCGUUUUGCCCAUUCUAACUUCAAUGAUCGUUGACAUGGUAACAAAUAAGUACGAAUCUGGCGUACAUGGUUGCGUUUUCCGAAACGAUCAAGAUGACAACAAUUACCGUUUUUUCAUCUACGCUGCAAUUUUGACGGUAGGUCAGGGUUCCCUCAUCGGUCUUUUUGUUUAUCCGAUUUGCAUUCAUGCAAAGUCACAAUCGGAAAUGGCAUCGGAACGGUCAGAAACUUUUAUUUCGAAACAAGUAGAAUCGAGAACAUCUUUGGAUAUGUCUGUAAAUGCAAGUUUCCGUAUAGGAACUGCAGAGGAGACUCAAAAUACAUCGAUCGCUUUACAGACAAUAGACGGGACAUCUACAGCCAAAACUGGGUCUUUUAUGACCACUAUAUUUACGAAGCGAAAGCAUAUUGACAACGGGGAUAGUCAUGUGCGUGUUUCAGUCGACGAAGAAAGCGAAACAUCACAAAAGGCAGCAAGACGUGGUUUUCGCAAAGGAUCUAAGAUCUAUCUUCUCGUAAAACGUACUCUGUAUCUAGCAUGUAUUUCUAUUUUGUCUGAUAUAUUGGGAAUGGGUAUAUCGGGUCUGUUAGUGCCCAAAGGAACUCCAUAUUAUGUCGUGUGUGUCUUGCUCGACGUAGACAUCAUUGUGAACACUAUUACAGUUGUAGGUUCAUUUCGAAACUGGCAUCAAAUUUUGUUCGGUAGAUUUAUGAAGUUUUUCGAAAAGUGAUUUGAAAUCAGAAUAGUUUUUUUUUUAAUUUGACAGGUCAGCCCGACAGUUCUCCACCAUUGCCAAGCUGCUUUGGCAUCUCUCACUGCGUAUCUGACUGCGCCCUUUUUGCAAACUCGUUAUAAGUCAACUUUAAUAUCAAUAUCAUACAUAGAUAUCAAUUAAUAUUUUGUUAUUAUAUGUGUUCUCUUGUUCCGUCAGUGUUUUGUUUGUUGCUUUUUAUGCAAUUUCGCUUAGCGCCAGGUCACAGACGCUUACUCAUCGGCUUGUUCAAUAGAAAAGUUGGAAAGAUACCACUGCCAUCCCAGUUAGCAUGUCAGAUAAAUGUGAGAAAUAGAUUUAAUUUGCACCUAUAUCUAAUUUUCUCUAUCACUACUAGGGCUGCUAGACACUUUCGAAUACUUGAUGAUUUCAGAAUUUAAUCAAAUAAUUUUUUCGAAUCGAAUCGAAUAUCGAAUACUUGAGAGAUAUAGAAGUGUAUGUAACUUUCUUAUUGUAUUAGGUCCUCCAG